This is a messenger RNA of Clunio marinus, 4202 nucleotides long. Lineage: Eukaryota; Metazoa; Arthropoda; Insecta; Diptera; Chironomidae. The record is from the annotation of a GenBank genome assembly.
GCUGAAGUUUAGUUUCGUCCGCUCGAGUGUAUCAAAAAGAAAAUUUAUUUACUUAAACUAAAGAAUCAGUAAGAUUCAGUCAUAAAAUUGGUGGCGAAGUAGUUUGAACGUUUUAUCAAAAGAAAAAAAUAUUUAGAAGUUUCCUAACACGCGUAAAUUUUUAAGGAGUGUAUCAGAAAAUUGAUUUUUCGUAAAUCUUUAAAUUGGUCUCAAUCUGUCGUCUGUAUAAAAAACAAGAAAUAAAACACCGGAUUUACAGUAAUUAUCAAAUUAAUAUUGCAAAAGUGCUUCAAAAUCUAAUAAGUGUUAAACAAGAGUGGAAAUAAACAACCGGGGAAGGAAAUCAAAAAUUUUAAAUUCACAUCAGAUCAUUCAUAUUAUAAAUCGGAAUUUAUCGCGAUUAUCUCGUAAAGUUAACAAAUCUGAUUUGCUAUUGAACUUGAAAUUAAGUGGAGUUUAAAUAAACAACAGCGGAGAAAGAAGAGACAACUAGUGUAAACAACUCAAGACAUAAAUAGUGCAUCUAAUUAUAGCAGCGACCACAUAAAAAACAAUCAAAUUCAUCUCAAAACGCGAAAAAUAAAAUCCCCAUAUGAGCGAUUGAGUUUUCAUCAAGUGGACUGUCUUUCCGAAAAAUCGAUGAAAAUUGGAAUCACAAAAAAUAUUUUAAAAAUAGAUCGAAAAUUGUAAACGAAAAUCAGCUGAAAGAAACCAAAGCAAUUCUAGUGUUUGAUCAACAAGUGGAAGACUUGAGUAUUAAAUGGACACAUUGCAAGUAUUUCAAGCGUCACAAUCAGGUGGCAGUCGACAUUCGUCGCGCACACCAUCGCCGUCUCGUUAUGAACAACAACAAAUGUCGAGAGACCGAGAAACAACAAACGACUCAACACCAGGAAUUACAUCAUCACAAAACAUUCGAUUCCGCAAUCAGAGUCCUUCGACAACAAAUCGACGAAGCAGAGAACGUGAAAGAAUUGACAGAGAUACAAACAAAGAGCAAAGUACUGAGAUGACUGCAGAUCAUAUCGAUUUGUAUCAUGAUGAAACGAGAAUUGUGGAAGACAUUCUCGGUUAUCCAUCGUUAAACUCUGAAGAAUUGGAGCAUACCGAUAGUGACUACAAACUUCAUCAAUCAACGCCAUCAAGUCGUCAUCAACGUACAAAUAGUUUACAGGCAAUUGAUCGACUUACAACAAAAAUUGCAUGUACCAAAGAAAGUAUAAGGAGAGAGCAGACUGCAAGAGAUGACAAUGUUAAUGAGUACCUGAAGUUAGCAGCUAGCGCUGACAAGACUCAACUCCAGAGAAUUAAAGCCGUAUUUGAAAAAAAGAAUCAGAAAAGCGCACAUAACAUUUCACAGCUUCAAAAGAAGCUGGAAUCAUACAAUAAAAGAUACAAGGAUUUAGAACAGCAGCAACUUAUGAAAGCACAACAACAAAAGGAUUAUCGACAACCACGAGAAGUGCUUCGAGAUGUUGGACAAGGUUUGAAGAAUGUUGGUGAAAAUAUUAGAGACGGCGUCACAACAGGUGUUGCUUCUGUUAUGUCAAAGCCACGAGAAUUCGCUCAUUUGAUUAAAAAUAAAUUCGGUAGUGCUGAUAACAUCAAUCAAAUGUCGUCAACCUCCUGGUAUACAACAGAUCAGGAUGGUCAGGGACAUAGACAAGGUGUUCUUAACUUAGAGAAUACUGCUGGUGACAAUGGACAAGUAACGCAAGGGCACAUCAGUUCAAAUAAUUUAGGCGGAGGUGGUGGUGGAAGCAGCGGGAAAUUCAGUGGAGAACAUGAUAGUGAAUGCAGUAGUGUGACAAGUGACAGUGCUCCUGGAGGACUCUUCCUAAAAUGUAAACAUACAGCAGGUAGCGGAAGUGGUGGAGCAGGAAACAAUUGCAACAAUAAAGAUGUUGAUAAAUCACAACAGCUGGCAAUUAAUUUGUUAGCUGAACUUUCUGAAUUUCGAGAGAGGAAAGAAGACUUCGAGAAAAUGAAACAAAAAAUUGAUAGACUAGAGGCAACACAAAAAGAGCUUGCUGAUUUAUCUUUAGCACUUGAAAGUGAACGUUAUCGUGCUGAAAGACUUGAAGGUCAAAUCAACGAUCUGACUGAGCUCCAUCAGAAUGAAAUUGAAAACCUUAAGCAAGCAAUGGCAGACAUGGAGGAAAAGGUUCAAUAUCAAAGUGACGAAAGAUUACGAGACGUUCAUGAGGUGCUUGAAAAUUGCCAAACAAGAAUUCAGAAAAUGGAGCAUCUUUCACAACAACAAUUCACUGUUGAAGGAAUUGACAAUUCAAAUGCACGUGCUUUAGUUGUAAAAUUAAUAAAUGUAGUUUUAACAAUACUCCAAGUCGUGCUUUUAUUGACAGCAACCGCUGCUGGAAUUCUUAUGCCGUUUCUCAAAACUAGAGUUCGUGUCCUUACAACCGUUCUUUCUGUAUUAUUUAUAAUAUUUGUCGUUCGAACGUGGCCUGACGUACGUGACAUUGGAUUUCAUAUGGUUCGUCGACUAAAAGAAACGCUAAUUGUGAAGUAAUUUCACACCCAUCCUGAACGUGAGAGGUCUCUGUUGUUCAUCCUCCUACGCAUUUUGUUUUUUAAACGUUUAAGUCAAUAAAUGAACUCGCAUUUCAUUUACUUUAUAUAUUUAUUUUUUUGCGAGAGCAACGAGAAACGCUUUCAGAAGUCAAUGCCAUUAAAAGUUAAUUAACCGAAAAGUGCGAACAAUAAAGAGCGGAAAGUGUUAAGCUUUUUGAAUCAUGAUAAUUAAUCAUUGCGUUAGAGGACAUGAAAGAAGCUUACUGUUGUAGUGAUGCGGUAUUUCACUUUUGAUAAUACGGGUUGGAUGAAAAAUGAUUAAAUUUUCAUGAAAAUUGAUUGACUUUAGCUUUCAACCAAAACGAAAUGAGAUAAAUUCCUUUUGUUUGAAAUAGCUCCAAUCAUUUGAUACUAAAUAGUUAGUAUUUCUACACAUCAUAAAUGUAAAUGGUGAAAUGGUUCUAAGAAAAAAAAAUGAAACAAUUACUUUCAACCUCCAAACACCUGUAGCAAUAGCGAUUACAAGCAUAAAUCCUUUGUAGAGGAAAAAAAGAUCUCAGCUUAUAUAUUUGAGGGCUCUGUUUAGCUUUUAGAGACAAACACGACAAAAGAUAUUUUUUUCGUUCAAUUUUUCGCUCCAAUCAACUUCAGGGUUUCUUUCUUCCGAAGAUGUCAAUUGAUUGAUUACAAAUCGAAAGUCAUUCCAAGAAACAAAAAAUAUAAAUAAAUAAAAAAUUUGGGGUCGUCGCUUGCGAAAUGUUAAAUGAUUGAAUAAAUUGUAAAAAAUAAGAAUGAUAAAGAAGAAUAAAAAUAGAAAUCAAGAAAAAUUUACACAUGUUUGAGAUGAAUGAAAUGAAAUUGAAACAAUAAUGGGAGGAAAUCGAAAGUUGAUGUUUCAAAAAAACAAAAAAUUGUUUUGUUUUUCCACAAAUUUAAAUUGAAUAAAAUUUUAGUAAACAUCUUUGAAGGAUUUAUUUGACGACUCCACAAAUCCAUUAAGCGAGAGAUGAAUCCAUUAAUGAUAAUAAAUUAUUGCCUCGACUAAAGUCGCAAAAAUUUAUUUAAGUUAUUGUAUGUUUGUCAUUUAGGCUACAAUUGAAAUGUGAUCAUGCUUUUUAGAGUUAUAGGAGAUGAGAGAGCAAAUAGUGACAUAAAUAGCCUAGAUUUGUAGAUAACUGCUUGAAUUGUUAAUUUUUCUUAGGAAAAAAAAGGAAAAGAGAAUUCUAGGUUUCUUAUAAACUUUUUUACUUACAUGACAUAAAUAAAAUUUCAAAAUUUUUAUCAACUCCAAAAAUUUAAACUGAAAAAACUUUCUGGUCAAGCUUUUGUAAGUUUUCUUUUUUCAAAUGUAAGCUUUUUAUUUUCUUAUCAUAAUAAUUUGUUUCUGCAAACUUUCAUAUUUUGUUUCAUAUUUUUUUUUCCGCUUAGAAAAGAAGAUAGAAUUAUAUAAGAGUUUGAAAAAGAAGCGACUCAGAUGUAUCAAUAAAUAAAUAUAAAUCGAAAAAUGAAUAGCUAAACAAAGAAAAAGUUUUUAAUUCUAGUGAUCAAUAUUAGAUGAAAGUUUUAUUUUAUUACAGAUUGUCUCCUGCAGGAAAGAAGGUAAUUGCUUUACAACUUAAUUUUGUUUCUGAGCAGUCAGCUAGAUUUGCAGCAUCUAAAUUUGUUUCAAA